CGCCUCAAACCCGGAAGUAGUCUCCCCUGACAAACCCGUGUCCAGCGGAGCACGCGUUUGCACGUUCGUAGUUGAAAUCCAGGAGUAGUGGGCAAGCUGUUUUCCCUUCUUCCCAAAAAGUGGCUUUUUGGAGGACUGCUUUUGAGGGUACGGGCCCCGAAGUUGACCGAGGUAGUCCCCUGCUGCAUCCUGCCACCCAAGCUGUGCUUCAUGGAGUCUACGUUUAGCAGCCCCGCGGAGGCGGCUCUGCAGCGGGAGGCGGGCGACCCCGGACUGCUCACUCCUCUCGCCGACCUCGACCAUGUAUACGAGCUGGAGCGAGUCAUUGGAUUUGUCCGCGACGUGGGGUGUCAACGGGUGGCCUUGCAGUUCCCAGACCAGCUGUUGGGAGACGCUGGGGCCGUGGCUGCACGACUGGAGGAAGCCACAGGAUCAAAGAUGUUCAUUUUAGGGGAUACGGCCUAUGGCAGCUGCUGUGUAGAUGUACUGGGUGCUGAGCAAGCUGGAGCUCAGGCCCUUGUACACUUUGGACCAGCCUGCUUAAGUCCCCCAGCCCGACCUCUUCCUGUUGCCUUCGUCUUUGGUCAACGUUCUGUGGCCUUGGAGCUCUGUGCCCAGGCCUUUGAAGCACAGAACCCAGAUCCCACAGCGCCUGUAGUGCUACUGAGUGAGCCAGCCUGUGCCCACGCCCUGGAGGCCUUGGCCACUCUCCUGCGCCCAAGAUACAAGGAUCUGCUUAUCUCUAGCCCAGCUCUUCCCUUGCCAGUGGGGUCCCCCAGACCAGUGCCUGAACCAUUGGAACGUUUUGGGCGCCACUUCCCCCUGGCCUUAGGAAGAUGUCUGGAAGAAUAUGGUGCCUUCUAUGUGGGGGGCUCUGAAGCUAGCUCUGACCCUGAACUUGAUCCAGACCUCAGCCGUCUGCUCUUGGGAUGGGCACCAGGGCGGCCCUUUUCCUCCUGCUGCCCAGACACAGGACAGACACAGGAUGAGAGUGCCCGGGCUGGGCGGCUAAGGGCACGAAGACAGUAUCUGGUGGAGAAGGCCAGAGAUGCCCAUGUGAUAGGGCUAUUGGCGGGCACACUGGGUGUGGCCCAACACCGUGAAGCACUAGCACACUUGCGGAACCUAACUAAGUCUGCUGGCAAACGUAGCUAUGUGUUGGCCUUGGGGCGGCCCACCCCUGCCAAGCUUGCCAACUUUCCUGAGAUAGAUGUCUUUGUGCUCUUGGCCUGUCCUCUGGGUGCCCUAGCCCCCCAGCUUUCUAGUGGCUUCUUCCAGCCUAUACUGGCACCUUGUGAACUGGAAGCUGCCUGCAACCCUGCAUGGCCACCUCCAGGCCUGGCUCCUCAUCUCACACAUUAUGCAGACUUGUUACCCGGCUCUCCCUUCCAUGUGCCCCUCCCACCCCCUGAGUCAGAGCUGUGGGACACCCCAGAUGUGUCACUCAUUUCUGGGGAGCUCCGACCUCCACCUGCCUGGCAUUUAUCAAAUGAUCCUGGAUGCUUUGCUCUGACCCCACGGCCCCAACUGGAAUUGGCUGAGAGUAGCCCAGCAGCCUCCUUCCUUAGUUCCCGAAGCUGGCAGGGACUAGAGCCCCGCCUGGGUCAGACUCCGGUGACAGAAGCUGUGAGUGGAAGACGAGGGAUUGCUAUCGCAUACGAGGAUGAGGGAAGCAGCUGAUAGCACAUGGGGCCAGAGACACAGAGGAACUUAGGAGUUGCUGCUAGGACCUUCAGUGCUCUUUGCACCAACUUCUCAUCAUCUUCCCAGGAUUUUUGAAGGAAACUGGAUAGAGAAGGCAGGCAGCCCUCACUGAGGAUGGGGCCUGAGCCUGUCCUAUUCUACCCUGCUUUGAGGCUUGGCACAUAUUGGCUUAGUAACUUCCUGUUAUUUGACUGAUGGGCAAAAGGCUUGGGGGCUUCCUUGAGUCCUGGGCCCAUCUGUCCUUGUAGCAGUCCAGGACUGGGUAGCUAAUCCCGUUUCUGGUCUGCAGUUGAGGGUCUACCCAUGUUAAAAGGCAGGUGCUUGAUGGUCCAGACCACAGUUUCUCAACCUCAGCACUGUUAACAUUUGGGACCAGAUAAUUAUUUGUUGAGGAAGCUGUACAGUUUAUGUUAGAAUGUUUAGCAGAAUGCCCACUAGGCAUCAGAAGCACUGUCCCUCAAUUUUGACAACCAAAAAAUGUCUCCAGACAUUGAUGGGGAUGUAUCCCCCAUGGGUUCUCAGAUGCUCCUAGGUGAGAAUCAACUAGUCUAGAUCUGUACUGUUCAGGAUCUUAGCUACUGGAUACAUAUGGCUAUUGGCUAUUUAAUUGAAAUUAAGUAGAUUAAAACUCAGUUUUGUGAUCAUGCUAAUCACAUUUCAAGCACUCAAUUAGCUGCAUGAAGGGAUGGCACAAUUAUAGGACAUUCGCAUCACUGUAGAAAACUCUUAUUGGACUGUGUUGGUCUGUGUCUGCUCAGUCUUAUUUUCUCGGGGAGAUCACAGAAACUUAAAUAAACCAGAUACUUUUUCUCC
This is a messenger RNA of Ictidomys tridecemlineatus (thirteen-lined ground squirrel), 2517 nucleotides long. It is a transcript of the gene Dph2, whose product is annotated as diphthamide biosynthesis 2. Gene Ontology annotation, biological process: protein histidyl modification to diphthamide. Gene Ontology annotation, molecular function: 2-(3-amino-3-carboxypropyl)histidine synthase activity. NCBI's taxonomy places the organism in Eukaryota, Metazoa, Chordata, Mammalia, Rodentia, Sciuridae. The record is from RefSeq and is a predicted model, not a curated record.